GACAUCAGCAGCUCCAUGACCAACAGUACAGCUGCCAGCCGGCCCCCGGUCACCCUCCGGCUCGUGGUACCCGCCAGCCAGUGCGGUUCCCUCAUUGGAAAAGGUGGUUGCAAGAUCAAAGAGAUACGAGAGAGCACAGGGGCACAGGUCCAGGUGGCAGGAGACAUGCUGCCCAACUCGACCGAGCGAGCCAUCACCAUCGCUGGGAUCCCACAGUCCAUCAUCGAGUGCGUCAAACAGAUCUGCGUCGUCAUGCUUGAGUCUCCCCCGAAGGGCGUCACCAUCCCGUACCGACCCAAGCCAUCCAGCUCUCCCGUCAUCUUUGCAGGCGGUCAG
Molecule: messenger RNA, 336 nt
Organism: Leptosomus discolor (cuckoo roller)
Lineage: Eukaryota; Metazoa; Chordata; Aves; Leptosomiformes; Leptosomidae
Source: RefSeq, a predicted model, not a curated record